Molecule: messenger RNA, 935 nt
Organism: Ostrinia nubilalis (European corn borer)
Lineage: Eukaryota; Metazoa; Arthropoda; Insecta; Lepidoptera; Crambidae
Exons: 5
Coding region: 64-927 (287 amino acids)
Source: RefSeq, a predicted model, not a curated record
UAAAGCAACAGUGAAACAAUAUUUAUGGGCCUGAAAUGAUAAUAAUUCCGCUUUCGUUCAAAGAUGUUGUUAAGUCAAAUAUUUGCGGUAAUAAUUUGGUGUAGGUCGGCAUAUGCUGCGGAGGAUACGUCACAGUGUAGGGAUCACAGCACGCAUUUACGUCGCGAUGGUGGUCUUUGUUUCGAGAUCCCGCCGUGGCAGCACCUCCCAGUCGAGCUGGACCAGCACCUGAACUCUAUGAGGGAAAGGUUCGGGAACACCACAGCCGCUAGAAGGCAGAUUAAGGGGUCUCAGCUGGCGAUGGUUCAUAGUGGCAUAUCCCGCUACAUGGACACAGUUCUGGCCCCGUUCCUCGAUACAUAUCUCAGGAACAUCCAGAGCUCGUACCAGCAGAUGACCAGCAAGAUCCUCAGGCGGAUCAAGGAGGAGAUCAACAAUGCAGUGCAAAAGAAACUACAGGUCUAUAACGAGUUGUUGCAGCUGGCGGAUAAGUUGAAUGUACCAGCGAUGUGUGACGAAGAAAGGCGCCAAGCUCGUACUAUAGCAAGCAAGCACGUAGCCCUAAUAUACUCGUGCACAGAAGAUGCCAGGGCCUCUAUAGCUAAGAUGGGCAAGUAUGCUGAAGAGAUGAUCACCAUCACCAAGAAACACAUGAACUCUGCCCUGGAUGAUGCGGCGAAAGUUCUGGAACUUAGCGUGAGACGGAGUAAGGAUACUCACGAGAGUGACGUCACCGCGUGCCUCAAACGUCUGUCUCGCUCAGCAGUGACUCUAGGCUACGAGCUGGACCUAAGCCUGACCAACGCUCGCCGCCACAACGAGCAGUCUCACGAGAAGCUGACAGCAUGCAGCACUAAGUCCAAAAGGGACACCGAAGACGCUGUGUCUGAUUUGAGGGACCAACUUUACCAAUGUGUUUACGCCUAGUUAAUAAU